Messenger RNA from Lineus longissimus, 1410 nucleotides. RefSeq names its product cysteine protease ATG4B-like. Bases 3 to 1211 code for a protein of 402 amino acids. The record is from RefSeq and is a predicted model, not a curated record. Lineage: Eukaryota; Metazoa; Nemertea; Pilidiophora; Heteronemertea; Lineidae. The transcript has 12 exons. Gene Ontology annotation, molecular function: protein-phosphatidylethanolamide deconjugating activity.
UGAUGAACCCAAAUUUGAUGUCUGCAUCUUUUGUGGCAUCUUUAACAUAUGAGAGUGGAGGACUGGAGUAUGAAGACUUUCCGGUUACUGAAGACCCAGUUUACAUCCUGGGGCAGAGUUACAGUGCUCUUUAUGAUCGUGAAGAACUACAAAAUGACAUUCUCUCAAAGAUAUGGUGUACGUACAGGAAGAACUUUGCUUCAAUAGGUGGUACCGGUCCAUCAUGUGAUGCGGGAUGGGGCUGCAUGUUGCGAUGUGGACAGAUGAUGUUAGCACAGGCUCUGAUAGGGAGGCAUUUAGGUCGAGACUGGCGAUGGAAUUCCAAGAAUAAAGAAGCAAACGCCCAAAAGUAUUACGACAUAUUGAGGUUAUUUGGUGAUAAGAAAGGUGCCUAUUAUUCCAUACACCAAAUAGCAUCAAUGGGCGUGUCAGAAGGGAAGGCAGUUGGCCAGUGGUUUGGACCAAAUACAGUUGCUCAGGUGUUAAAAAAAUUGUCGGUGUACGAUGAAUGGAGCUCUGUGUCAAUCCAUGUUGCCCUUGACAACACCGUUAUCAUUGAUGAUGUCAAGAUGAUGUGCAAAUCUAGUCCAAACACGCCUGAUGAUGUCGUCAUGAAUGCCAUAGAUCAGAAUGCCAAAACGAUAAAGGACGGCAGACACUUACCCAACGGUUUACCCAUUCCACACAAGAUGGCCGACUGGCGACCAUUACUACUUAUUGUUCCUCUCAGACUUGGCUUGUCAGAAAUGAAUGAAGUCUAUGUGGAUAGUUUAAAGGUUUGUUUGACGUUAAAGCAAUCUGUAGGAAUCAUUGGAGGCAAGCCAAACCACGCUCAUUGGUUCGUAGGUUAUGUUGGUGACGAGCUGGUUUACCUUGACCCUCACACAACACAGUUAUACGUUGACAAUCCUGCUGACGACGACUCGAGCUACCACUGUAUGUAUUCAAGUCGCAUGAAGAUCACACAGCUAGAUCCUUCAAUAGCACUGGGAUUUUAUUGCCAUACGGAAGAAGACUUUGACAGACUGUGUCGGGAAUUAAUACAAAACGUCGUGCAGCCGAACAAGACACCAAUGUUUGAAAUCCACCAGGUUCGCCCACGACAUUGGCCUCCAUUUGAACCAUAUCCUGACCAAUCGGGAACGAAAACAGAAUUUGCCUACUUUGAAGAACGUCAGUAUGACACAGACGACGAGUAUGAGUUGCUAUGACGACCGUGAUUGCCGCCAUAUUGGAAUCGUGCCAAGUAGUGGUCCUAUCUGUAUAUAAUUCUUGUGAAUACUCCACUUCUGAGUGGUAUGAAUACUGGGUGUCUCAAAACUACAGCUUGAAUCUUAUCAUAUCAAAUGGAUGAGAAAUCAUAAAUUCCUUGAACAUUUCACAGCCACACUUUUUUGUGUAGGGGGGGGG